UUAAGCUUCGCCCUUAUCAAAUAGAAGGUGUGAAGUGGCUGGUUCAGUGUUAUGAAGUCCAGCAUGGCUGCAUCCUGGGUGAUGAGAUGGGUCUAGGAAAAACGUGUCAGACUAUUGCUCUACUUGCUUAUUUAGCCCAAAAGCUCAUGAACAAAGAGACAUUUCUGAUACUUUGUCCUCUCUCUGUUCUGAGCAACUGGAAGGAAGAAUUGGAGAGGUUUGCCCCAGGGCUGCCUUUUGUGACAUACAUAGGCAACAAGGAGGAACGAGCCAAACUGCAGGGAAACCUGAAAGGACGGUCUCAUUACCGUGUGCUUUUAACAACAUAUGAGAUUUGUCUGAAAGAUGCAGCAUUUCUUAAAGUUUUUGACUGGGCUGCCUUGGUUGUAGAUGAAGCCCACAGGCUGAAAAAUCAGAGCUCUCUGCUUCACAGGACACUUUCUGAGUUCUCAGUAGGCUUCAAUCUGCUGCUCACAGGCACUCCAAUCCAGAACAGCCUUGAGGAACUGUACUCCUUACUCAGCCUUAUUGACCCUGAUAUCUUUCCUAGGGAGCAAGUGAAAGAGUUUGUUGAGUAUUACCAAGGGGUUGAAAAGGAAAGUGAGCCAGCCAAAGAAUUGCACAAUCUUCUUCAGCCAUUUUUGCUUCGAAGAGUCAAGUCCGAGGUGGCAGCAGAACUGCCAAAGAAGGUGGAAGUGGUUCUGUAUCACGGAAUGUCAGCUCUCCAGAGGAAGUACUACAAGGCCAUUUUGAUGAAAGAUCUAGAUGCAUUUGAAAGUGAAACAGGAAGCAAAAUUACACUUCAGAAUGUCUUAGUUCAGCUUCGGAAAUGUGUUGCCCACCCAUAUCUUUUCAAUGGUGUUGAGCCAGAGCCCUUUGAGAUUGGAGACCAUAUUGUUGAAGCCAGUGGCAAGCUGUACUUGUUGGAUAAACUCCUUUCCUUCUUGUAUACUGGUGGCCAUCGUGUCCUACUCUUUUCUCAGAUGACUCAGCUGCUUGAUAUCCUCCAAGACUACAUGGACUACAGAGGCUACAGCUAUGAGCGUCUGGAUGGAUCAGUUAGGGGUGAAGAGAGACACCUUGCCAUCAAGAACUUUGGUCAACAGCCCAUCUUCAUCUUCCUGUUGAGCACCAGAGCAGGUGGAGUUGGCAUGAACCUGACAGCAGCAGAUACAGUUAUUUUUACCGAUAGCGAUUUUAAUCCCCAAAAUGACCUGCAGGCAAUAGCAAGAGCUCACCGAAUUGGCCAGCACAAGCCUGUAAAAAUUAUCCGUUUGAUUGGGCGAGAUACAGUUGAAGAAAUAAUCUACCGACGAGCUGCUUCCAAGCUCCGCCUGACAAAUGCCAUCGUAGAAGGAGGCCAGUUUGCUCUGGGAGUGCCCAAGCCUCGGGAAGCAGCAGAGUUACAGCUGAGCGAAAUCCUGAAAUUUGGCUUGGAUAAAUUGCUCUCGUCGGAGGGGAGCACCAUCCAGGAUGUGGAGCUAGAAAACAUCCUUGGAGAAACAAAAGGAGGGAUGUGGGUAACGGACGUUGUGCUACCCCAUGAAGAUGAGACUGAAGAGGAGGAUACAGAGAAUCACAUGUACCUAUAUGAAGGUAAAGAUUAUUCAAAAGAACCCAGCAGAGAAGACAAAGAAGCCUUUGAUCAGCUUUGGGAUCAUCAGAAAGCCUUGAUCGAAGAGACCCACAGGGAAGGGAGAGCUCUCCGGAACAAAGCAAAUGUCCUUCUCACAGGUCUCCGUGAACCGUCAUCCAGGAGGAAGCACUCCCUGAGCGCAGAGGAGCUAGAGGCCAGGAGGAAGAAGCGUCAGGAAGCAGCAGCAAAGAGAGCAAGGCUCAUGGAGGAGAAGAAGAAGGCAAAAGCAGAAGCAGAACGCAGGAAAAAGAUGGCCUGGUGGGAGGCAAAUCAUUACACGUCUGCUUGCCUCCCUUCCGAGGAGAGUGAUUCUGAAGAAGAGCUUGAGGAGGAGGAUGCAGGGCUAAAUGUGGAUUUAGAUUACAGAGACCCAGAGCUGGACUGUAUCAAGUACGUCAUGGGAGAUGUCACUCGCCCCACAGCAGAAGAGGAGGAUGUCAUUAUUGUCCACUGCCUAGAUGACUCUGGCCGCUGGGGAAGGGGCGGUUUAUUUACAGCUCUGGAGGCUCGUUCUGAUCAGCCAAGGAAAAUAUAUGAGAUGGCAGGAAAGAUGAAAGACUUGGAGCUAGGAGGAACACUGUUAUUCCCCAUUGAUGACAAAACAUCUAGGAAAAAAGGACAAGACUUGUUGGCCUUGAUUGUAGCACAGCACCGGGAUAGGUCCAACAACUUGUCUGGCAUUAAGCUACCUGCUUUGGAAAAGGGCCUGAAAAAGAUCUAUGUAGCAGCCAAGAGGAGGAAUGCGAGCGUGCAUCUUCCCCGCAUUGGCUACGCGACCAAAGGCUUCAACUGGUACGGUACCGAGCGGCUCAUCCAAAAGCAUCUGUCAGCGCGGGGCAUCCCCACUCUUAUAUACUACUUCCCUAGGAAUAAAGUUUUUUCCUCUGCUUCACAGCAAUCUUCAGCUACAAUGAGAGUCUCAAAGCCAUGAAGACACAAGUUAAGUGUGAAGUAUGUGCAGAAAGCCCCAGAUCUUCUCAGCAUCAUGCAGGCAUCCACUUUAGAAACAUGGCAUAUGCAGCUGUUAUUUGUUUCCGUAUCUUUUUGCCU
This is a messenger RNA of Nothoprocta perdicaria, 2686 nucleotides long. It is a transcript of the gene CHD1L, whose product is annotated as chromodomain helicase DNA binding protein 1 like. Gene Ontology annotation, biological process: chromatin remodeling; DNA repair. Gene Ontology annotation, cellular component: nucleus. The coding region runs from base 87 to 2567 and encodes 826 amino acids. Lineage: Eukaryota; Metazoa; Chordata; Aves; Tinamiformes; Tinamidae. The record is from RefSeq and is a predicted model, not a curated record. Gene Ontology annotation, molecular function: ATP-dependent chromatin remodeler activity; DNA helicase activity; ATP binding. The transcript is spliced from 22 exons.